Messenger RNA from Herpailurus yagouaroundi (jaguarundi), 615 nucleotides. RefSeq names its product glycine cleavage system H protein, mitochondrial-like. Gene Ontology annotation, cellular component: mitochondrion; glycine cleavage complex; cytoplasm. The record is from RefSeq and is a predicted model, not a curated record. Gene Ontology annotation, biological process: glycine decarboxylation via glycine cleavage system; protein lipoylation. The transcript has 4 exons. NCBI's taxonomy places the organism in Eukaryota, Metazoa, Chordata, Mammalia, Carnivora, Felidae. Bases 1 to 615 code for a protein of 204 amino acids.
AUGACUGGCAUUUGCCCACAGCCUCAGGUUUUAUGUGACUGUCGUCCUGCUGAAUGGCAGUUUUGCGCAGCACCUUUUAUCGUCCAGUCUUCGAGGCGGGAUAACAUGGCCCCAGCCUGCCGCAGUGGCUGCUGCUUAUCACUGAGCGGAGGUGGUUCUGCGCACAAGCCUUGUCUCGUGAGGAAGAGUCCAAGCAGCUGGGAGCGCUCAGAGGGCGCUUCCCGAGACAUCUGCCGCACACGCCUGCUGGCCGCCCUGGGGACGCGGGAGCAGCCUUCCCCGGGUCUUUCCAAACAGCCGAACCAGGCCACGGGGGGCGAUCACGACGCAUUUUUUCCUGAAUCACUUGUAAAAUGGAGGUACUGCACUCCUUUACCCCUAAAUAUCCAGGAACGGGCUUGUCUGCAGCUCAUCGGCGUCCCGGUGCACUCGCCACGUGAACCACGAGAAGUAACUGAAAUUAAUGAAGCUCUUGUAGAAAAUCCAGGACUUAUCAACAAAUCUUGUUAUGAAAAUGGUUGGCUGAUCAAGAGAACACUCAGUAAUGCUUCAGAACUGGAUGCAUUAAUGAGUGAAGAAGCAUACGAGAAAUACAUAAAAUCUAUUGAAGAGUGA